AUGCGCAAAGACUUUAACCCGGAAGUGCAACGAGUAAACAACCGACCACGACGCUUCGGAGAGCGAACUUCUCCCGUUUCGUAUCGCCAGUCCGCCGCACACACCGCCGCUCACAUGUCUAAGAUCGAGAUGUUGAGGCUGCUCAUCAACCAGCGGCUCACCGCCGCCGCGGAGGAGAUCUUCGGUGUGUUCGGGAGAACCUUAGCCGAGUACGAGGAGGAGAUCUCCCGCUCCAAGCUGGAGAUCGACCGCCAGCGCCGGCUGCUGGACCUCUCCAGGAAGCCGCAGAUAUCUCUGCAGGUCAACAGCUCAGCUCUCUGUGAGCAGCAGGACUGGAGCUCCGGCCUCAGCGACAUCGAGCCUCCUCCCAUCAAAGAGGAGGAGGAGGAGGAGGAGCUGUGGACCAAUCAUCAGCAGGAGGAGGCGUCUCAGACGUCGGAGCAGAACGACGUCAAGUUCGUGUUCUUCCAGAGCGGCAGUGCGACAAGCGAGCGGGAGGACGACCGCAUGACCUCCUCGCUCUCAAAGCUCCAGGACCCGGGCGACUCGGAUCCGGACCCCCAGCCGGGCACCUCGCUGCAGCAGACCGGCUCGGACCCGGACGAGGACGUCCCCGACGCGGCGGGUAACGGCCAGCUGGACUGCGUGGAGCUAGACGCGUCGCUGUCCGCCUCGCUAGACGCGUCGCUGUCCGAGGUGCUGGACUCGUACAUCUGCACCAUUUGCGGCCGCGCGUUCGCCCAGCGAGGCCACUGGGCCAAACACGUGCAGGUGCACCGCAAGGCGGGCACCAAAGUGGACAAGUCGUACACGUGCGACAUCUGCGGGAAGAGGCUCACGCGGUUCGACGGCUAUCAGAAACACUUGAGGAUUCACACGGGGGAGAAGCCGUACUGCUGCGACGAGUGCGGCCGCCGGUUCAGCGACAACUCCAACUACAAGCGACACAUUCGCACACACGUGGGACAGAAGACAGAGCAGAGCUGAGGGACGAGUGUCCACUGAUGCUCCGCCUCCACACCGGCUGCUCUACUUUGUGUGUUACGUUUCCAUCAGAUUUGAGCUCCACUCUGAAAGUGAAACCCGGACAAAUAGUUCUGACCACAGUCGGUGUUGUGGAUCUAAAGGUUUCCUGGUUUUACUUUGACUUUGCUUUGUUUUCUACUGAAACUGGUUCAUCGACAGUCGGAGGAGGAAGAGACGGAACCGUUCUCCAUUCUGUUCUGCUGCUGUUAAACACGAGGAGGAAUAAAUGAACAUUGAUAUUUAUCCACGUUGGUGUGGAGAUGGACCGAGACAUAUUUAUAUCAAAUGUAUUUUUCUAUAUUUUCUUAACAGACAUUUCUACACCUUCAAGGGAAAUGAACCCUUUGUUUGUUCCAUGUGGAUCGAUCACUGCUGAUGUUGAUGUAUUCAGCUGGAGGAUGGCUCUGUGAUUAGACAGGAAGAUGAUCUGUAACGGCUGCAGAGCUGCGCCUACAUGUCCCAGGAUGCAUUGCGCGCGAGCUGCAACUACUUUACACAAAAACUCCCUUUUAGUCUGACGUAAACUAAAUAAACACGCCAACGAAGGAAAUCAUUUAGCAUCUAAACUAUUAAACUUUCACCGGACGAAGAAAACGUUCCAACAAACUCUGUUUUGGUCUAAAUUCAUAUUUAAUUCAUGAGUAAUAUGUGAGAAUAUUCUGGCUCUACGCAGAAUAAUUAUUAAAUAUAUGCAGACCGCUCUAACAGCUGGAGCAGUCUGAUGACAUCACAGACGACGCUCGCUUCUCGUUACGACAUUUAAAACUUAAGACGGUCUCGUGUCACGACGUGAUGUUCAUAUUCAUCGUCCGGCCCUGAAGUCGACGCUCCAACAACACUGUACGACAUGAAGAAAUAAAACCACUUGAUUGAGAACUCAUCUUCAUGUUUCUGUCGUUUGUGUUUAAUGUCCGGUCACAUGGACAGCGAGGCCGAAACGUAUUGAUCAUCACUUAGAGAUGUUAAAACUGUUAAAGACGUUUAAACUUGGAGACUGCUGCUGAGAGAUUUAUUUUCAGGCCGUUUUAAUUAAUUCUGAUCUUAAAAUAACACGCUGACAGUCUCUACAUACGUACAGCCGUCUCCAUCAGGUCACUCUGUUCAUCUUCAUCUUCACUCCGUGUAUCUUCACAACGAGGCUGAACAUGUUCGGUCCAUGAAGAGAUCAACUAGUUGAUGUUAUUUUACGCCAGCAGGUGGCAGCACAACACUUUAUUUAAAACAGCUUCUAGUGAACCAGCGCGGUUUGUUUUAGCAGCUUAAUUAUUCAAUACGUCUGAUCUGCUGAUAAAAUGUCACGAAUAGGAUUAAUGAAUUAAAAUAUUGUGUUUGUAUGAAUUUACUUUAAAUGAGAAGAAAAGAAUAAAUCUACAAUAAAACAGUAGAUCCGAUGGUUGUAUGUAAACACAAAGCGUUGUUUUAGUCUCUCCACAGACUGAAUAUCUAUGUUGUUCAGAACUCUUCAUCUCUUCAUCUUCAGUUCUCUGGAACAUCUUCACCCUCUCUACAUUCACACAAACUAAAUCACUUCUCGAAGAACCUCAGCGAUCCCCGGACAGCAGCCCGUGUCUCCUCCAGCCUCUGGGACGUCAUGAAGGAACUCCUUCUGACCUCGACUUGUAGAACCCAGUCAGUGACUCGCAUCACCGUUAGCUGCUGGCUCAGCUGGUUCCAUGUUUGUUUCUCGAGCUGUGUGGAGGUGCUGUGCUCUGAGCUCCAUCUCGAGGACUCCUAGGCCUCCUUUAGGAUACCUGACGAACCGCUCAGGGAUUCCUUAAAUCCUUCAAGAACUCCUGAACCCACCCACACUCAAGAGGUUUUGUCGAGGGGUCGUGGACUCUUGUAACUCAGGUCCUCAGUCCUCGUAAGGACUCUUGAAACAUCCUGAAGGCCUUGAACCUCAUUCAGAAUCAUAAUUAAGGGAACAAACCCUCCUGGACUAGAACCUGGUUCUAAUGGUCUGUUGCAACUCCUCCUGUUCUUCACUCACAGCUUCCACAGGAACAGAAGCGCCGUACUCAGAGAGAUGUUCCACAGUCGCCUUUAUUUACACGUUAAUAACAGCAGUAAGGUAAACAGACAUUAUUACAUUGUCGUUGUGGUGUGGCCCACCGGGUGGCGCUGUGAGUCCAUCAUCAGUGAUGUCACAGUGUCUCUGCCCCCCCCCCCUCUGGCUGAAUCAACAGAGAGCACGUUCAGAGGACGGGAGCGGAGAACCACCAACUGAAUAAACUAAUUUAUUUUCAAGGUUACAAGUGCAUCUUCAUACAAAACCCAUUUUCUUAUUAUAAAACGAGCUGUCGUGUUUAUUCUGCAGCACCUGGUGGGAACCCUCAAGGACCAGCGAGUCCUUCAGACCCACACCAGCAGCUGCUGCUUCCUGCUGACAGCUUUCUAUUCAGAACAAGAUGGAGACUCUUGUUGCUCACGCUGUCUUCAUGUCGAUGAACGCAGACUCUUCUUUGGACCAGAUGACCUGCUCUGUGUGAGAAACACUGAGGCGAUGUUUCUGUUUCACCUUCUCUACACCGCGGCCUCUGGACCAGGACUCAGUGCUGAUGGAGGUGCAGGUCCUGUUCUAUUGACGCAGGUUGUCUCUGCUCUGCGUCCACACUGAGCUGCGUAUCGUUUGGUGUGUGAGUUUCUGAGUGAGUUGACGUAUUUGUGUUAUUAGUUGGCUAAAAUGUUUCGUAAAUGAAAUGACAAAAGUAUGAAAGUCGUUCAUAAGAAAGGCGACGUAUUCAAAUGACCAACGGUCUUGAAUACGUUCAGUUCACUGAGAAAUCAACAGCAGUAAAUCUCAUUCAUUCUCACGUCGGUUCCUUAACAGCAGCCCAGAGUCUCUGCUCUGUUCCCUUCAUGUUGUUCAUCAACACAUGAUUUAGUUGUCAUGAUGCAGUUGUUUGUCUGUUAGAUUUGAAAUCUCUUGCAACAUAUUUCACCAGCUGAAUGCUGCACAGAAAUGUAAGUUUCACAUUGAAAAAGAAAAAGACUGAAAGUUAAAUUAUACGGAGCAAGUUUAGAGCGUCUGCAUGUCGACCUCUGUAGAAGAGAAGAGAAGGAAACCAAUGUGAAGAGUUCUGUAUGUUUGUGCAGUUCACUUUAUAACACGUGUAUUUAACGAGGUGAGACU
This is a messenger RNA of Anarrhichthys ocellatus (wolf-eel), 4159 nucleotides long. RefSeq names its product zinc finger and SCAN domain-containing protein 21-like. The transcript has 2 exons. The record is from RefSeq and is a predicted model, not a curated record. NCBI's taxonomy places the organism in Eukaryota, Metazoa, Chordata, Actinopteri, Perciformes, Anarhichadidae. Gene Ontology annotation, cellular component: nucleus. Gene Ontology annotation, biological process: regulation of gene expression. The coding region runs from base 1 to 987 and encodes 328 amino acids.